This is a messenger RNA of Owenia fusiformis, 3308 nucleotides long. The record is from the annotation of a GenBank genome assembly. Lineage: Eukaryota; Metazoa; Annelida; Polychaeta; Sabellida; Oweniidae.
AUUGACCUACUUCAGAAAAUUUUCGAAAUUAUUUUAUGAAUUUUACAUUUGUGUGUUAAUCAAGGAAUAGACGGGGUUUCCACGGUUCUGAUAAGUUGCACUAUUGAAGUUUUGUAGUCAUAGAAAAUCUCAGAUAUAUAAAAGCCUACAUGCGCAUCUUUGCACCCAUGGAAUGGUCACAGAGGACCCUGUUUGUUUGACCCCCACUCUAAGUCUAAAACAUUUUGGUAGGCUGGAUGAAGAGCUAGAGGCAUUAAACCAUCAUAAUAAUAAUGGACUUACAAGGUGACACUCCUGUCACUCUGACGUCCAAGCAACAUAGAUCCAAGCUCUUGGAUUGCUUGUAUACAUUACAACAGUCACAUAAAGCAUGUGAUAUAAACAUAAAGUGUGACAGUUUGAUCAUCCCGGUACACAGACUCGUCUUAGCAGCAACUUUGGAGAAAUUUCAAGCUGAGAAAUCAUGGAAGACUAAAAGAGUUUGGAAUAUUGAUCAUUUGAAUCUUAACCAAGAUGAGUUAAGCAAAAUAGUUCGAUUUUUGUAUACAGGAUGUUUAAUGAUUCAAAAUUCCAAAGUUCAGGAUUAUUUAAACUAUUUUAAAGCUCUUGAAUUAUCCGAAGGUAUAGCUUUAUGUAAGGACCUUAUAAGUGAUAUGACAUCUCAAUCGGAAACUAGUAAACAAGAAACAAUACAAACUAAAAGAAUUAAAGAUCAUUCAACUAAAAACUCAACAAUUGUUAAGUCCAAAAAUAAGAAACCUAAGACAUCAGUUUCAAAAGGAAUAGAAUGUGAUGGCAGCAUCAUCAAAGCCAAAGGUGUGGACACUCCAAAAAGAAAACGAGGCCGACCACAGAUUUAUGAAACUUCAACUUGUAAAGAUCCAAUCAAAAAUAUAGAAACGUCAAGUGAUAAAAAUAUUGAUGAACCUUAUGGCACAUCAGUGAAACAUUAUCACACAAGGAAAGCCACUCAAAGGGAAAAAGAGACACAGGUGGGUUCAACUAAAGAUGCUGUAAAUGCUUCACGUAAAAGGAGACAUGCCGAAAUUGCCACAAGUGAAGGAGGUCAACUUCAAGAAAAAACUUCUCAGGUUGUGGAAAACCCUGUGCCAAAUGUUAAAUCAUCAAAUGAAACCCCAUUCAUAAAUGAUAGCGAAUCUUCCAAAAAAUCAAAGACAUCUAUCCCACAAGAUAUCGAAGCUCAACACCAAAAAUCAAAAACUUCUACAAUUGGUGAUAAUAGUUCACCAAAUAUUUCUUCAACAAAACUUGGGGUAAAUUGUGAAGAAGAAUCAGAGAAGAAUAAUCCAUCACCGACCAAGUUUCAACAUCGUAAAUGUAGGAAAUGUUCGCAAACGUUUGAUACACAUUCUCAACUAGUACAGCACAGAAAAGAACAUCUAGUUGGAAAUUGGAACUCGCGGUAUAAAUGUAAUUUGUGUUCAUUCAAAGAUAGACGGAAGCUGGGAUUGGAUAGGCACAAGUUCCAUAAGCAUGGUGUCCCAUUUGAUAAAGAGAAAUAUGUUAUCCUGAAAUGUGAGGUGGAGAAUUGUAAAUACCAGACAAUAGAUAUCCAUGUAUUCAAGAGUCAUCAAACAUCACACAAAAAAGAAGAGCCUUUCAAAUGCAAGGUUUGUGAGAAGACAUUUAAGAGAAAGGGUGCUUUAGAUGUUCACCAGAGACUCCAUAUAGAUUCCAGGCCUUUCAAAUGUCCUGAUUGUGAUAAGUCAUUCACACAGGCAUCAAACCUACAGAGUCAUGUUGCAGCGAGUCAUCAGAAAGGGAAGAAAUUCAUGUGUGACCAGUGCCCAUAUGGUAGUUUGGGAAGAAAGGAGUUUGCAUUCCACAUGUUCAAUCAUCAUAAAGUGCCAUUGCCAAAUAACUAUGUUGACAAAAUCCUAACAUGUGACCAGUGUUCCUACACUUGUUUCAGGCCUGUUGCUAUGAAACAACAUAAAAUAACACACACUGGGGAGAAACUCUUCAUGUGCACAUAUUGCGGUCAGAGAUUGGCUAAUAGGACCAGUUUGAGGGUUCAUAUCAGAUACUCACAUACAGGUGAAAGACCAGAGAAGUGUGAACACUGUGGCAUGGGGUUUGUUGACACAGGCAAAUUAAAGCAACAUGUGAGAGUCAAACACACAGAAGUGGGAGUGAAGAACUUCCAGUGUCCACAUUGUGACUACAGAUGUGCCAUGAAAGGUAACCUUGGUAAACACAUCAAGUCUCUUCAUAGUCACCAAGACAACAAAUCUCCACAUUGUAACCAAGGCAACAAACACAACAAAUCUAUAGAUGGCAACAAAGGCAAUGAACACAACAAACUUGAUGAAUCAAGAGCUAUCAAGAAAACAAUAACCAAUCAGGAUUUGAAGGAUAAAGAGUAUCUUGACACAGAUAGGAAGAUGUCAGUGGAAUAUAUGGAACCUGAGAAACUGCCAAGUGUGUCUAUGUUUUGUAGUAGUGGGGAAGCAUCCUAUCUUGGAUCUGAUACUGGCCUGGGUAUCUCCUCACACACAGUUUCAGCUACAGGGUCACUAAAUGUAGAGCCCAGUCCUGUCCAGGUUUCUCCCUUAUUCUCAGUGCUGCAACCUCAUCCCAUACAGCAACCUUACCCUAUUCUCAUGCAUUCAACUACCCAGUUAAUCUCACCUCCUGCAAUGUACAUGACAGAUACAUACCAGCGGGACAACAACCAGGGCUCCCAAGACACAAUGACAGGUCCCCUUGGCAAUAUGAUGUCAAAUCAAUCUGCAUUUAGCAGCAGUGACCAACGAGAGGUGAUGUCACCUCAGAGUAUACAUUCUCAGGAAUCAAUCUCAACUAUUACAACACAAUCACCUGGUGCAUUUAAAAACCCAUCUGGACAGAAUAUGACAAGUCCCCUAGAUGAUCAGGGGCAGAAGUCAUUAUGUGUUUCUUCAGGGAGCAAUCUAGUAUUGUCUUCCACUCCCAGUAUUCAACAUAAUGCCUCCCCAGGGGGUCACACAGAGGUUCACUCUACAGAAGGUGGGAGUGACCCCUCACCCAUAGAUCCAUAUGGAGCACAUGGUUAUAAUGUAGCAACAGCUGUUAAUGUUCUCAUGCAUGGUUUCAGAUAUUGAAGAUCCAUUCUAUUCAAUUGAUCAUUCUGUAUUUUAAUUCUUCCUGGGAGAAAAUGGCUAUCUUGAUAAAAAAUGGCUCAUUGAAUAAAUACCAUGGCUUGGCACUAGUUUUUAUGUCACCACAAGUGGUGACAUAUUGUUAUAGCUUUUUUGUGGAUGGUGUUUAGUGGUUGGUGUUCGGUGUCUGUUACAAAUGACAGGUGG